Messenger RNA from Rhincodon typus (whale shark), 3955 nucleotides. RefSeq names its product desumoylating isopeptidase 2 (gene desi2). Gene Ontology annotation, molecular function: deubiquitinase activity. Gene Ontology annotation, biological process: protein deubiquitination. The transcript is spliced from 5 exons. The coding region runs from base 232 to 807 and encodes 191 amino acids. The record is from RefSeq and is a predicted model, not a curated record. NCBI's taxonomy places the organism in Eukaryota, Metazoa, Chordata, Chondrichthyes, Orectolobiformes, Rhincodontidae.
GGGCGAGAAGCCGUUUCCACCUUUUUGUCCGCCGACCAUGGGGACGAGCGGAGUUCGGAUGUGGUAGAGGAGCUGGCGCGCCGUUGCUGGUGGACCGGCGGUUGGCGGCGGAGACGGCGUCCUCUCGUCGCCUGGCGGAGGAGGAGGAGGAGAGGAAGAAACAAGAAAGCGGCGGGAGAGUAAAGGGGAAGCCCAGCCUGCGCCGGCCGCCGGCCCCCGGCCCGGUGAAGAAUGGCCAACGAGUUAGUGAUCCUCAACGUGUACGACAUGUACUGGAUUAAUGAAUACACCUCAUCAUUAGGAAUUGGAGUCUUCCAUUCAGGCAUUGAAGUAUAUGGCAGAGAGUUUGCCUAUGGUGGCCAUCCUUAUCCAUUUUCAGGAAUAUUUGAGAUCACUCCUGGAGACUCAACAGAGCUAGGGGACACAUUCAAAUUUAAGGAAGCAAUUGUGAUGGGUAGCACUGAUUUUACAGAAGAUGACGUGGAGCGCAUUGUGGAGGAGCUUGGAAAAGAAUACAAGGGGAAUGCCUAUCAUUUAAUGCACAAAAAUUGCAACCAUUUUUCUUCAGCUAUAUCUGAGAUCCUCUGUGGCAAAGAGAUCCCUCGCUGGGUUAACCGGCUAGCUCACUUCAGUUCCUGCAUUCCAUUUCUCCAGAGUUGCUUGCCGAAAGAAUGGCUAACACCUGCCGCACUCCAGACCAGCGUAAGCCAAGAGCUGCAGGAUGAGCUCGGGGAGGGAGAGGGUGCAGCAGCAUCAACUUCAGCUUCCACUUCAGCAUCCAUCCCAGGCCACCACACCAAAUUAUGAUCCUGCACAGUGACUUGAGACUGUAGACAUACUGACUAUUUUUUAUUUACUUAAAAAAAGGUAAUUGCAAUUAUUAGAAACUGUUCUGCAGGGUGCUGAACAUUCAAGAUCCUUGUUUCUCAAUCUAAUUUUUUUUAAUAUCUUACCUGGCAUUUUCCAAACUCAAUUAUGUUUUGUAGUUGAUAUUCCACGUUCUACCUUGUGCUAAAAUAUCACCCACUUCUUUCUGAUAGCUUGAGGGGUCACGUUAAAAAAGUAGACUUCUUUUAAAAGCUAUACAUACAGUAUUUUGGAUAAUUGUUUACAAAGUCCCAUAACUGGGAUCAACACCUAAUGACCUGUUAUAAUGAUAAUACUGGUAAUUUUAUAUUUUGUAAAGCACUCUUAACUGUUGUAGGCUGGUACAGUAAAUAAUGAAGUCACGUUUCACUGGUGAUCAACCUCCACCAAAAAUCUUAACUCCCUCUUUGCAUUAUCCUCCCCACAACCAUCCAUGAUUAACUAAAUGAUGCAACAUAGAGUUGGCAGAUUUUUAUUAUUUAUAAAGAUGUUCAAAAAUAAGCUUUUCAGCUGUAUUUUUCAGAGAAUGCACAAAUACAGCAAAAUCAAUUUUUAUAUGCUUCUACAACUGUAUCAGUCUGCAACAUCUGAAGUUAAAAUGCUAUUACUGUACGCAGUACAAAACAUCAAAAUGAGCAAUAAGCCUUUCACCAGCAUUCUCAAUGAACAGGGAGUUUAAGUUUGUUAUAGUGAAAUAAUCAGUGUCUCUGUUCUUGAGGCAGAGAAUCAAAGACCUCUUUAGCUGCAUAGACCUGUAACUGAAACAAUCCCCAGUACUAACUGGCAUCCUGUUCAGGAUGUCUCUUCCUGCUAAUAUUGUAUGUAGUCUGUUUUAAAACCUUAGAGUCAAGAGUUGCUCCUAAAUGAUUUUUGAAACCCGCAGGAACUUUUGUCUGGUCAUUUCCUAAUAAAAUGAUAUUGUAGGAGGGAUUAGCACCUUAAAAUGUACACUUAGAUUAUUGUGAAUCAUGAAAUGAGAUAAAAAUGUUGUCAUUUUCUAAUUAUGAAAUCCCUUUGACAUUGUAGGGAGUCAUUUUAAGGAAGUUUUCAUUUUCAGAAAUGAUUUACAGUAUUCUAAGAAAGUGGUGUUUUGAUCAUGUGCAUAAUCUGUUCGCUGGGUUUGAAUGAUGUAACAGUCCCAGGCUUGUGCAAACCCUCGUUCCUUGCUUUUCCAUGUUCUUUUUUGUUUUGAAACAAAAAAACACUGUACUUUUCAGCAGCCCUUCAGCAGAUUGUCUUUGCAUUGACACUGCGCUGUUGUGUGCCUUAGAGAGUUUGUAAAUGGGGUAUUACAGACUAUCUUAAACUUAUAAAAGGUGACUUAAAGGGACAUUGUGUUUCUGUGCUUGGCAAUCAUGUGUACACGAACCCUCCUUGGGGUACCACGCCAAAACAAUUUUUCUGGCUAGCCCAUAUAUGUCAUUUGCAAAAAAACAGUUUAAUGUUUAUUCAAACUGCUUGAUGUUAGAAUGCACUUAAGAGUUAUCUCACAACGUACAGUUGGAGAAGUUACAUGGCAAAGUUGUCAAAUAUUGAACAAGAUUGCUAGGAGACGUUAAUGGUAUGUCAUUUGUCAGAACUUGUAUCAUUCUGAAAGAGACUGACUCUCAUUCUAAUUAUACUUCACACAGAAGUUUUGACAUACGCUAAGAGUUGUGUUGCUAUGCAAUAGUAUUCCUAACACUGCCUGACUUGUCAAGUAAUACCACUGCUGUCAAGAUCACUGGCCAUUGUUUCAUUACUCAAGCACAGAGUUGAUUCUAGUCCAGUGACUCGCCAUAUCAGUGAGUUCACUAUCUCUGCUGCUUCUUUCUGAGGAGAUACGUUAACUGAGGGGCAGGCAAAGACAAACAGAUCAUCCUAAUGCCAGCUAACACCAACUAGUUCGAUUGUGGUACGCUUUGCCGAUUAACCUGGUGACGGAUUGUCACAUGGAGUGACAGGAAAUGUUUUGGUAGCAUAUAUCAAAAGGGAAAGUUAAAUGGUUAAUAUUUACCAAGUAAAGGAUUUGUAAUUCCUGUAUUUUUUAACCCUUUGGAGCCCGGCAAUAGCUUAGUGUACUAUCCAAAUGUCUUUCCAACUGAACCAGGUACAAAAGCAUGGCCACAGAUAUAGUGAUGAUAGCACACACUUUAUACCUCUGAAUUUGACGUCAAUUUUCCCUGAACUGCUGGAUCCUAAACACAAUACCGCUAACAUACCUGUGCAAGUGACCUAUCCAAGUUUAUUACAGAAAUUUGUUUCAGACUCCCUUGCCUUCUGAAGUUGAACUGUGGAUAAUGGACUGGUUUUAGAGAGAUGUAGAUCUCCCACUGCUUCAUUGUAUUUGCUUGAUCUGCACUGUGGAAGGGUCUGCAGUAAUAUUUCAGACCACUUUGGUAAGGGGUGGGGGAGUAAGUCUGAGCCACCCUGGAGAAAACUUGAUGGCCAUCAGGCAAAUAGGUAGAGCAAUCCAGCUGCAACCACAUCGGUCUGCCAGGAAAAGAAGUCGCACUCUAAGACUAAACCCAGCUUUAAGUCACAUGUUGCAGUGAUCUAAAAGACUUUGGUCAUAGCCAGUGGUCCAAAACAAGGUAGGAUUAACUAUGCAGCAUAUCAAGAGUCCUGUGGAAUUGGGUCUUUAGAGGGGGGGAGAAAGGUAACAUGACAUCUGUUCAUUUGAUCUUUGGACUGAGAGGGUUAAAUAUCAGGAUGAUGGUCUAAAUAUUGGACUGGCCUUGUGUAGUAGCUGAUUGAGACUUUCCAGGUAGUGUGCUUCUGAUUGUAUCUUGGAUAAAAGUUGCGCAUGACCACACAGCACUGCCUCUUCGAUGGUACAGAAUAUAUUACGUACCCAAAUGCCUGGGUACUUCUGUGAGGUGCCUUUUAAUUGUGACACAGGGACCUAUUGAUGAUCCAGGUCAAUUCAUCCAAAAUACCUCGUAACAUUUUCCACUCCAGUAGCUGUAUGUAAAAUUAAGUCCAUGUAUCUAAUUUAAGCAAAGGGUGGUGAACAGUCCCUUCACUGUUCCUGAUUUUGCAAACUGUACUUUAUUUUUUUGAACAAAAUGUGACAAUGGCAUUAAAAAGAAACUUGUUUGUUCUAAAA